This is a messenger RNA of Momordica charantia (bitter melon), 1457 nucleotides long. RefSeq names its product Transmembrane proteins 14C. Gene Ontology annotation, molecular function: fatty acid transmembrane transporter activity. Lineage: Eukaryota; Viridiplantae; Streptophyta; Magnoliopsida; Cucurbitales; Cucurbitaceae. Gene Ontology annotation, biological process: fatty acid transport. The record is from RefSeq and is a predicted model, not a curated record. Gene Ontology annotation, cellular component: chloroplast inner membrane.
AAAAUGUGGACACAAGGAUUCAAAUUCUUCGGCUUUCAGAAAAAAGCUUACUGCUUUUAACCUAGGGAAAUUCUGAUUUCUCAACAAGGGAAUUUAGCCAAUUUGAGCUUUCUCAAUUGACAGCUGGUUAUCCAUCUGGGAAACGUGCAGACGAUCCACAGUCUUCGAGAAGUACAAUACUUUUCCGAGAUCAAACAUCAUAAUCAAUUGGAUCCCAUCAUAGAUCCAUCUUAUCGAUUUUCGAUUUAGUUGUUCGAUUCCAAUUCCAUACUCCAGACCCAGUUCUUCUGUCCUUGCUAGGCACUAAUGGCGGCGACGGCUUCUCAGUUUGCGUGCUUGUCUGCCAUCAACCGCGGCCUUCGCCUGCAACAGCGCCGCUCAUUCUCAGUCCCACGCCCUUCCCUCCCCUUGCCUAAGUUCUCGRUUGCUAUGAGCCUUGAAGGAUCUGCUUCAGAUACUGCUGAUUCCCAGACUAAGACAAGUGUAAGCUAUGCUACUGAUGCAUCAGAAUCUCGAGUUGCAGGAACAACAAACUCAUAUCYGGGUGUUGAAGAAGAGUCUGAUGUUGUAAACUUGGAGACCAACAAGCUGCAGGAACCUGCUGAUGUUGGCACUGUGCCGAAACGGGCAGCAAAAAUCCAUGAUUUCUGCUUCGGCAUUCCUUUUGGUGGAAUUGUUCUAAGUGGUGGCCUUAUUAGCUUCAUUUUUUCAAGAAACCCAUCUGCACUGAGCAGUUUGAUCUCUGGAGGUGCUUUGCUGGCAUUGAGCACCUUAAGUUUGAAGAUCUGGAGGCAGGGAAAGUCCAGUUUGCCAUUCAUUUUGGGACAAGCAGUAUUUACCGCUUCGUUUUUCUGGAAUAAUUUUCAGACAUACUCAUUGACCAAAAACGUGUUUCCAACCGCCAUUUACGCUGCCCUCAGUGCUGCAAUGCUCUGCUUCUACUUAUACGUAAUAAUCUCCGGGGGAAACCCGCCACCGAAAAAGUUGAAACCUUCUCCAUCUGCUGCCUAAGGAGUGAGAAUCCUGCAGAUUCACUAAGAAUUUACCUUGUGAUGUAGCAUUUUGAGUUAGGAAUAUAUACAAAAUGAAGCUUAGGAGGUGGGAAAGAAUGUGGUUCAUCAUCUGUGAGGAGUUAGAUUGUAGAAGUCCAUGAAGAGCAUGUUACUUAAAAGGUAUGGCUUGCUUGGUUUUUUGCUUGUGAACACAAUGGUUUUGAGCUUUGUAUUUAUGCAGUUUGUAGAAAUAAAUUAGUUUAAAAUUAAACUAAAAUUAAACUACCCUUUUAUAAAUAGUUAUAAGGUUGUCAUUGCCAUUAGCUUUAUGUAGAGUAGAAUGAUUAAAGUUGACUUGAUUGUGCAAUAAAUGGUAGGUCUAAAUACAUGUUGGUGUUGUAAUUUUGAGGUUGACUUUGGUUCCUGGUUCUUGUACUUUUGAAAUGUCCAUUUUCGUUUCUAUAU